Molecule: messenger RNA, 1356 nt
Organism: Morchella sextelata
Lineage: Eukaryota; Fungi; Ascomycota; Pezizomycetes; Pezizales; Morchellaceae
Exons: 1
Coding region: 1-1356 (451 amino acids)
Source: RefSeq, a predicted model, not a curated record
AUGUCCGCCCUCCCGGCUCCAGAUGCACCCCUUCAGAUUGAAUGGCAGCCGGUGCCCCUCCAGCUUGAUGCCACCGGGCAGACACAGCUUGUUAAGAAACCCCGGACCGCUCUACAGACCUACAUUCCCGGCUGUGAGCCUGCCUGGCAGGAUACCGACGAGAUUUCCGUCCAACAGUUCUUCACAGAGCUCCAGACCUACCUCCAGCACAGCCUGCAGAAUCAGUUGACCCGGGGCAGUCAGGCCCUACUCCUUGUACAAGAGCGCCAGGCAGCACAGAAUGCUCUGAUGGCAGAAGAUCUUGAGUACAUGAGGAUGGAGGUCAACUCUGUUCAGGAAGAACUCCGGAAGUAUGUGGAGAAAGAUGAACUGAAUACCGAUGCCAUGGAGAUUGAGUGGACAAACCCAGCUACUCCACCAGACUUUGUUGCCGAAAUACAGAGAGCCCUGGAUGAAGGAAGACUGGUGGUGGCUAGACCAGCAACUCCGGCACCAAAUCCAGUCUCCAGGUCCUCUUCCAGAGCAGCUACCAGGACAAUGCAGCGGAAGGCCAGCCCCUUUGCAGCAUUUCCGGUCAGAUCCACUCGGAGAGUUAUCCCUAUUGUGCAGCCAGCGGUGGGGGCUUCACCCUUACCACCUAGCCGCUUCGGUGGAGUACACCCACUCCUUGGAGGGACUGACCGAUCCUUUGACUAUGAAGGAGAAUUCUUCUCAGGUGCAGGCCGAGGACCUCCCAGUCCACUAGCCAGGAACCCAGGAAGGUUCACCAUGUCUGGGGCUGCUCAACCAGCAGCAACCUCACCACUGGCUAGCAAUCCAGCGCCGGUAGCACCUGUGGCCCCUCCUGCUGCGACCGCCGCUCCCCCUCCAGCUCAGGCGCAGGGAGGAAGUGGUGGAAAUCAGAACCCUCCACCUCCAGCAGCCCGCGCUCCCACUCCAGGAGAUUCAGACAGUUCUGACAGCUCAGACUCGGAACCAGAAGGUGGUGACAGAAAAGGCUGGCGGCGAUACCUUAAGAAGAAGUUGGAGAAGCAACAGAAGAAUCUGUUGGCAAUGAUGUCCCAGCAUUAUCAACCUCCGGCCACCUCCCAUCCCUCUACCUCCACCAGAGCUCGAGAACCAAAGGCACCACCACCCUCUAAGUUUCAGGGCAAGGCGGAGCAAGUGGAAACCUUCAUCUGGCAAUGUGAGAAUGUGUUCUCCAUUGAGAGCCUGUCCUUUACCUCUGAAGAGGUCAAGAUCCGAUAUGCAGGCAACUUGAUGGAAGGUGAGGCAGUGAUCCUGUUACGGGCAUGCCAAGUAUUUACGGGAGUGAGAGAAAGGCUAGUAGAUACCCCAAUACCCUCUGUACGCUAA